Messenger RNA from Anguilla anguilla (European eel), 3163 nucleotides. Its product is annotated as WD repeat domain phosphoinositide-interacting protein 2-like. Lineage: Eukaryota; Metazoa; Chordata; Actinopteri; Anguilliformes; Anguillidae. The coding region runs from base 174 to 1454 and encodes 426 amino acids. Gene Ontology annotation, biological process: nucleophagy; autophagy of mitochondrion; protein lipidation. The transcript is spliced from 12 exons. The record is from RefSeq and is a predicted model, not a curated record. Gene Ontology annotation, molecular function: phosphatidylinositol-3-phosphate binding; phosphatidylinositol-3,5-bisphosphate binding; protein binding. Gene Ontology annotation, cellular component: cytosol; extrinsic component of membrane; phagophore assembly site membrane.
GUACCCCAACUGCGCAAGCGCAGAGCGUGGGCGCACACAACACUGCUUGAUCAAAACAACAACACAACUGGACAGGGAGAAAGAGGAGGAUGCGGCGGCGGUGGCAAUGAGAGGUCUCGGAAAAUUAGACGUAGCUGAUUCUUACUGUUACAGUAGUAGCUGGUGCGGAGCUCAUGAACCUGGCCAGUCAGAGUAGCGAGGCCGGCUGCUGCCAGCUCCUCUUCGCCAACUUCAACCAGGACAACACGUCCUUGGCUGUUGGCGGCAAAUCUGGGUACAAGUUUUUCUCUUUGUCUUCAGUUGAUAAAUUAGAACAGAUUUAUGAAUGCACUGACACUGAAGAUGUGUGCAUUGUGGAAAGACUGUUUUCCAGCAGUCUCGUGGCCAUUGUUAGCCUUAAAGCUCCCAGGAAGCUGAAAGUUUGUCACUUCAAAAAAGGGACAGAGAUCUGUAAUUACAGUUACUCCAACACUAUUUUGGCCGUGAAGCUCAACAGACAGAGGUUAAUAGUAUGCCUGGAGGAAUCACUUUAUAUCCACAAUAUUAGAGAUAUGAAGGUGCUCCACACAAUUCGAGAGACUCCACCCAAUCCUUCAGGACUGUGUGCAUUGUCAAUUAGUAAUGACAACUGCUAUUUAGCAUACCCUGGGAGUGCAACAAUAGGAGAGAUCCAAGUUUUCGACACAAUAAAUCUGCGUGCUGCAAACAUGAUUCCAGCCCAUGAUAGCCCCUUAGCAGCUCUGGCAUUCGAUGCAAGUGGCACUAAACUUGCAACAGCCUCUGAGAAGGGGACUGUGAUUCGGGUAUUUAUCAUUCCAGAAGGACAGAAGAUCUUUGAGUUCAGGAGGGGAGUGAAGAGGUGUGUCAGCAUCUGUUCCCUUGCAUUCAGCAUGGAAGGGCUGUUCCUGUCUGCUUCCAGUAACACUGAGACAGUUCAUAUCUUUAAGCUGGAAACCCAAAAGGACAAGCCACAGGAGGACCCCGGUACAUGGACUGGGUACUUUGUAAAGGGGCUGAUGGCAUCUACAAGUUACUUACCAGCCCAAGUCACAGAGAUGUUCACCCAGGGCAGGGCCUUUGCCACAGCCAGACUGCCCUUUUCAGGCCACAGGAAUAUCUGUGCACUUGCCAUAAUCCAGAAGAUCCCUCGCCUUGUGGUGGCUGCAGCUGAUGGGUAUCUGUACAUGUAUAACCUGGAUCCCCAGGAGGGGGGUGAGUGUAGACUAAUGAAGCAGCACAAAUUGGAUGGCAGCGUGGAGACGCCCAAUGAAAUCGUGGAGCCGGCAAACCAUGACCGCCCACUGGUGGUAGCACAGAACUACAGCACCGGUGCAGCCAAAGGUUACUGUGAGGAUCAGGGAGCUGCUGGAGGUCCUGGCGUAGAGGAUGACCUGAGCUCUCUGCUUCUGGACGAGGACAAUGAGCAGCCUCCCAUGAUCCUGCAGACAGACUGAGGGAUACGCCGUUUAUUUCUGUGGAGAAGAAAUGGACAACUGUGUGACAUACUGAAAGGGGGGUUUGACUAUGAUGCUGCUGUGAGCUCAUAACGGACCAGAAGAGGGGACCUUUUAACAAGCCUACCUGUGACCUAAUCCUGUCGGCAUUUAUUAAUUAUAUGUACAUGUUUGUGUGUAUGUAUAUACAUUUACAGACACAUCCCAGUAGCUUUUAAAUCUUGUAAAAUGUUAUUAUAUCUGCUUCUGAAUAACAUAAUGGCAGUUAUUUGUUGCAGCUAGUCUUAGCUUUGCCUGCAUGUGUGCCAAGUACAGGAUUUCAAGAAAAGGCUUUAUUUGCACAACGGCAGUGUAUGGUGAGCCUUUAUUUUCCGUCACGUCAAGGCCUAAACAUGGUGUAUCUUUGACAGGAAGCAGACCCCAGGUAAAGGCCCAGUGUGUGUCCUGCUCUAUGGCAGGUCCAUAGGCCCGUAUUAUUUUAGGCGGGAGAAUAAAAUCUUGUGUAGAUGUCAGAGAGAAGUGGAGGAAAUGGUUGAGCUCUGAGAUGCAGGAAGAAUAGGCAUGACGCUGCUGAGCCUUGGAAGGGCUCACACAGCCCUCUUGGGCCCGCCAAAAUCCAGAUCAUUCUGUUCUUUUCCAUAGAGGUACGUCACUGAUUUGUCCUUCUUUUAUGUGACUUGUUUAUCUUGGAGGACUGGCUGCGGACUGCUCUGGAAAGAACAUCUCCCCGCUGUCUGUUUUAUUCCUUAGUUUUCUAAUGUGUCUGGCAUGCUAAUAUUACAGGUGCCAUUCCCAGGUGUGAAAUAACUUCUGCAAGAAUUGUGACUACACUAGAACAGCAGAGACGCAGGGGCGAUCCUGCUGUUUGGCAGAACUCAUUAUUCUAUUUUUUUAAUGUCCUUCUGCGAAGGGGAGCUGUGACUCAAGAACAGCAGGUCUGUGUUUUCUUUAAUGAGAGCUGAGGAAUGGGAGUGUUUCCUUCUUCAGUGUCCAAGCUUUUCUUUUACUGUUCUCAAAUUUAUCCUGUUCCCACCAUUUCCUUUCCCCUGAUGUGCUCUCCCUAGAACUCACUCUGAAUGUGUAUGUACACUUAAUUUAUAAUUAUGUAAUGAUUAAAUGUAGUGUAUGUUGGUGGUUCAAUAAAAACAGUUCCAGUAACUUUAUGGUAAACUGCCAUUCGUUUUCACAGCUCUGAGACAUUUGACAAUGUUAAUUAUUGUUCCUGGUAGGGCUUGUGAAGUCCCCAUGUUCCAUCCAUGUGCUAUAACUAUACAAGCUGUCUAUAACUGACCAGAGGGAAAGUAAUGGGCAUGUAUGUCCGCUUCUCUCCAAGGGAAAGUGUGACUGGUUUUUCCUCACACGUCCAUGUCUUUGUUUGCUUUAUAAAAGUCUAAAAGCUGUGAAAAGUGCUAAUGUGUUGUUUUGGUUUCCAAUAUUGUAACAUUUAUUUAACAUUAGAUAGCAUGGGGAUGUUCCUUUGUUGAUAAGUACAGCUGAGGUAAUUAGUGUCUUUGUGGGAAAAUUAUACUGUGAGUGGGACACAUCCCUGGGAAUUAAAUAAAUAUCAAUGAGUCUCAUCCAGAGGAGGCAGAGUUGUACCACAUCAUAUGUUAUUUUGAAUCGCUCCCUGCAUCAGCCAGAAGAGAAAUUUGAGUGUUCUUCUGUACCAAAAUCUUGAGGGUGAAAAUAAAAGUUUUGAAAUGGAAGAA